Molecule: messenger RNA, 3531 nt
Organism: Lytechinus pictus (painted urchin)
Lineage: Eukaryota; Metazoa; Echinodermata; Echinoidea; Temnopleuroida; Toxopneustidae
Product: arpin-like
Exons: 6
Coding region: 221-904 (227 amino acids)
Biological process (GO): negative regulation of actin nucleation
Source: RefSeq, a predicted model, not a curated record
AGACACUUGUUGUCGAUGUCAGAGAUAUCCCCAGGCCCCGCGACCGCUCUACCUAGCGAGUUUCCCAGCGCAGCGUAGCCUAGCCUAGCGCGCCGGUAGCCCUCCGCUAGCAAGUGCUGCGCUGCAUGCUUAGCUGCCGCGCCGAGUGCCGCCGGAUUGAUAGGAGGAAUUUGCGAGGAAAUCUACUUCGAGGCGAAAAGCGGAUCGGACCUGUGGAAAGAUGUCUCGCAUUUAUGAUGACAAACCACUUCAGUCAGUUCCAGUACAGAAUCAGACUUGGUCUGGAAUCUGGGAACCACAACAGUUUCAAAGUGGAUCUGGAGCUGUAUUGAAAGGAACAAUCAAAGCAAGGUCUAGGCAUGUUAUCACAGACUCUAAACAUAACAAAAGUCGAUACUUUGUAUUACAUGUGAGGGUAAGCAUUGCACAUAGAAGACAAUUCAACAGCAAUGGAGAGGAGAUUGAACCCAAUAUGGAUGCUACUCAAAAGGUCAAUACUGGAUAUCUUAUGUCGUCAUAUAAGGUAGAAGCCAAAGGACAGACUGACCGCCUUACACAAUCCCAGCUCUCUACACUGGUCAACAAACCAUCUCUAACAACUCUGACCCAAAGACACACCCCUGAUGGAUGCUUAGCAUUCUGGAUGACGGAGCUUGAACUAAAGGAUAUGGAUUUUGAAGAUGAUGAUAGCAUCUUACUCAGGACUAAAGGAGAUGGACCUUUCAUUUAUUCUGUAGGGAAGUUGGAUACGAAGACGAAGGAGAUAACCAACAUGGCUGGAUCAGGUCAGUUAGGAGAAUCCUGGACAGACAAGAUUAUGAGUGUCAAGUCACAUGACCCACCCAACCCUAAACCAGGACAGGAAGAGAAUGAAGGAGCAGGGGAUGAUGAAUGGGAUGACUGAAAAAAGAUAUUAGAUGUCUCUGGCCGGGUGUCAAUCGCUCCUAGUAUGAAGAAGAUACAAAGAAAGACUACAAUAAACUUCACAUCUAACUCAUUCUCUUACCAGACUGACUGAUAACCUCCAUCAAGCCAACAUUAUUGGGCAAGAUUGGAAACGAAUGUAAGGCACAGAGAAGAGACAUAGUUUUAGGUAUUUAAUAGUCAGAGACUCUGCCAAAUUUAACAAAUUUGUGACAUCAUAUGCGAGCAGCUUCCCCAUAAUUUUUAUCGUGUAAUGUCCCUAGAUUCAAAUUUUUAAAUGGAAUAUAAUGAAAACAAAUUUUUCUUAUAGAAGGGGGUAUGAAAUGUCUUGGAUGAUACAUCCGCCACACAGAUAAAAUUACUUUCAAAGUUUUGAGAAAAGGCAUUUUGGGGAGUUUAUAUCAUACAACAUAUAGAGGAGCUGCUUGUCUGAGAUGUCACAAAAUCAAAAGUUUUAAAAUUCAUAACUCCCUUAUUCUUUGAUGGAUUUUCAUUACACCUUCACCAGUAUUUCAUAUCUAAUUUUUCUGAUCGUUCUUGUUAAUGUUCUUGUUGAAGUGUCGGAAGCAGAGCUGCCAACCUUUGAAAAAAGAAAUUAUAGUACUUAGCAUCUCCAAACUUUAAUGGGUAUUUUCAACCAUCCCUCUUUUUAACCCUAAAAGGACUGGGCUAUUUGACAUGUAUUGAGGACUGGGGGGGGGGGGCCAUGACAGCCCCCCCCCCCUUCUGAUCUCGGCGUUUGCGCUCACAUUCUUUACCACAUAAACUACAAGUAUAAAAAAAAAUUCUGAAAAUAAUUAUGAAUAAAAUAUGCAAAUCUAUUCGUGAAAAACGUUAUUUGCAUAUUUAACACCCAAUUUCACUUCAAAAUUUUUUUUUUCCCAGAUGUCAUCUUUGUAAUCUAAUUUAAAGGUUUCCACAAAGAAAUAUUGCAAAAGCCAAAUUUUUUCCCUAUGUAUUUCUGUGUUUUUAGAAUUUCUUAUGUAUAUAUAUUUUUUUUUUUUCAAUGGAAAUUAUUAUAGACCAUUUAAAAACUCAAUUAAACCCUAAAUUAAUUAAGCAGACAAAUUAGAAAAAAAAUUAUAACCUUUAUAUGAAUUUCACCUCCCAUAGACUUUGUACACAAAGUAAAAAAAAUAGCUAUUAGUCUCAACAGUUGCGCGAGACUUUCAGAAAAGUCAUAACAUUUUGCAGGCUAUCUUUUUGCAUUUUGUUGUAACGUAGUGUGAAUUGCUAGCAAUUGCAUACAAGGUAAAUAGAUUUACUUUUUGCUUUCAUUUAAAUAAGUUCUUUGAAUGGUGAAUGUACAUCAUUUAUAUAGGACUGCAAGAAAAGUCCAUGACAAUUCCAGAACUGCAAACCUGUAGAACUUAGCUGUCAGGGAACAUUUCCAUUGCAAGGCUAGAUAAAUGGUCUGAUACUGCAAAUUAUGUUGAGUAAAAAAUUGUGUCAUCAGAACCUCCACUCUUAAUAACUGAAUUGUAUUUUGGAAGGAAAAACUUUGCAAUACUACAACCCCGUGUUCAUGGAAUAUUAGUUCUGGGAAUACUUAAUAUUACUUCUGGAAAGUAAUAUUCCAUUAGUUUUUACCAUUUGUAAUUUCCUGACUUGAUAUAAUUUUCUUUAUAGGUCAUUUAAACUGUGUGGUGGAGUGCACUUAAUGUGAAAUAUCUUACCAUUAGAAAUUCAUAUUGAAAUGCAUGUGUGAUUUAUACUUUGCUUUAGGAAUCGUCAAGUACUGCUUUCUGAAUGAAUUACCUCAUAUGCUACUAUAUCCUCUGGAUAUUAGAAAUCUCAUGGCAGAAUCUGUUUGCUUAGGUAUAUUUUUACAUCUUAUUUAAAAUGCUGUAUGUAAAUAUGUUUGUGAGAAAUCUGAAUGAAAUCAUAAUUAGAUAUAAUAGAUGUGUGUUAAUCACAACUGUUUGCAGUUUAUGGUUAAUAAUUUGCAUUUGUGUUUUUCUUCCUUCUCACAUAGAGAAAAUGUCUGUUUUCUAGAUAAACCCUCUUUAUCAUUUUUUUUCCAGAAGGGUUUUUCUAUUAUGGUUAUAGUAGUAUUUGCCUGUACCCUAUCUGAGGAAUCCUUCUGAGAUGUCAAUAAGUUGAUAACUUAAGUCAAAUUUCCUUGCCAUUAAAUGAUAAUCAUUUGUAACCCUACAAAUUUUAUACCACAUAUGCAUUCCUGUCAAAUAUCUAUUUGCUUUUUCCAUAAUUUUUGUAAUUGCCAAGUAAAAAGCUAUGUUAUUUGGGUACUUGUGAAUACAUAAGAACUUUUUCAUGAAUUCCAGUAGUUAAAUGAGGAGUGUGUACAUUUGACGUCCACUGGUAUGUAUCAUAUGACUGAAAUAUUUGUUGACUGCUCUAAGCUUAGGUGGGGCUUACGAAAGGACACAAAGACACAAUUACUAUGGUUUAUCAUUAUAGAUAUGUACAUGUAUCCAUUUUAUUGCUAACUUUUCAUUAAAAUGAAGUAACCCAAGUAGUGCAAUUUUUUUUCUUUUUGUAGGUUUAUGCUAUACUUUCUUUUGUAAAUGGAACAACAUUUCAUGGAAAGCAUUACAAAUGAUGAGAAUUAUGUAUUUUCAUAUAUAUAUUGUAAUAAACACUUUA